Molecule: messenger RNA, 1394 nt
Organism: Fusarium vanettenii 77-13-4
Lineage: Eukaryota; Fungi; Ascomycota; Sordariomycetes; Hypocreales; Nectriaceae
Exons: 1
Coding region: 1-687 (228 amino acids)
Source: RefSeq, a predicted model, not a curated record
AUGCCUACCGCCAAGCCCAAGUUGGGGAAGCUCACCACCCCCGUCACCGCUACCUUUCCCUCCGAGAUCACUUCGGCAACUCCCAUCUCGGCCAUCUCGUUCAACUUCAAGCCUGACCCGGACUUCAUCAAGACGCCCAUCAGCCCGCCUUCAGCCUAUACCGACUUCCUCACCAAGGCUAUGGCUCUCAACUCACCAGCUCCGAGCUCUGGUGAAACCACUCCCGACUCUAUCCCGGACUCGGCAACCAGUGAGGAAACCGACGCCUCUAGCAAGUGCAACAUCACUCCGCCAUCAUCGGCUUCCAGCACCAGCUCAAAGACCUCAACCGGCCCUUCCCCUCCGGCCACGGCACCAAUGGUGCCUCCCAGCCCAUUCACCUACACUGCUCCCAUGUCUGCCCCUCCUACAGGGCCUGCUACCUUUCCCAGCCUUAAGCUGCCCCCAAGCCCUAGCGUGGCUAACUUGGACUCGCCCUUGAGCGUGUCCACUCCUCGCUCACCCUUCAGUGCCAGACCAGUCCACUCAGUAUUCGACUGGGACGCCGCCCUCAAGGCCCGGUUCGCCGAGAAGAAGAAGGCUUCACGAACCAGCGUGCGCCACAUCCGGGAGGUUGUGACAAGAACCGUCACUUACACACCGAGAAUGGCACCUGCGCCAAAGGGAAAGCGACGCAAGAUUGAAUGAGUCGGCAACACUACAAUUCACGCAUCAUACCGACGACCAAGAGCAUAUAUAUGCUCAUUCAACACACAAACUUGACGAUCCUUCGAAUAUGACGAAAUUUCAUUUGUUUAGACAUGCAUCAUAAGGGCCAUACCGAAAACGAAGACGCGAAGAGAGGGCGAGACAUGGAAUAGGCCUGGGGUACCUGCAGGAGCCAGCAUAUGAUUAUGAGGCUCCCGGCAUUGACGCCACGGGCAUGGAUGGGCGCAAUUUCACUUCACCACCACUCCCUGCUUUGACAUUUAUUCCGGCACGCGUUUUGGAGGAGUCGAAUUGGUUACGAGGCACUACUAUUGGAAUUAUACUGGAGGCACGGCUGGAGGAGUUUGGCGGCGUUUUUACGUCCUUUUUUAUUUUUAUGACCAUCUUGGAUAUGGCCUUUCCCUGGGGGCAAUGGCUUAUACUGAGAGGUUCGAUACCACGACAUGUGAAAGGAUUCGGCGCGGGGGAGUUGGUUGGGAUCAGGCAAGGAAGGACUACAAGGCAAGGCGGCGAGGUGGGACCGACCCAACAGCCUCGAUAGCAAGCGCAGGCAUGGGAUGUGAUAAGAUGGGAGUGGGAGAGGGAAAGGCUUGAGGGUUGGUGGCCCGUGUCUCGGGCACACGAAAUUAGCUCUCGGUAACGUGUUUGUCCGCAAAUUAACAAAGCCAUGGGCUGUUUUGACCACG